AUGGUGAAUUCGAUUCCUGUCACUGGCCAAUUCCCAUUUGGCAGCAGCAAACAAGCUUAUCAUCAUUCAAAUGUCACCUGUAUUGAAAGUGAACGGCGUGCCCUUCUUCAAUUUAGACAGGGGUUGAUAGAUGAAUCAAAUCAUCUGUCAUCUUGGAUUGGAAAAAGAUGUUGUUCAUGGGAAGGCAUUAGUUGUCACAAUACUACCGGCAGUGUUUUGAAACUUGAUCUACGCAAUACAGUGCCAUUUUUUGAUUAUGCUGAUGAUGAUCACUGCAAAAAUUGCUUGGGAGGCCAAUUAAAUCCAUCUUUGGCCAAUUUGACCAAUUUGCGAUACUUGGACUUGAGCUCAAAUAAUUUUUUAGGAAUCCAAGUUCCUGCAUUCCUUGGAUUGUUGAAAAACUUGAGAUACCUCAAUCUCUCAAGUGCAGGAUUUGAUGGUGAAAUUCCCCAUCAUUUAGGAAAUCUCUCGCAUUUAAGGUAUUUAGAUCUUGGAGAUUCAAUUUUCUCUCGAGGAUGGAAUUCAUUGAGCACAAAGGAUCUCAGGUGGGUUGCUGGACUCUCUUCUCUAAAAUGCCUAGUCCUGUCCUGGGUGAACUUUACAGACGCUCAAGAUGGGUUCCAGUCAAUUAACAUGCUUCCUUCACUAACAACACUAUACUUGAAUCAUUGUUUUCUUUUCAUCCAUUCUCAUCUUUCACAUGUCAAUUUCACAUCUCUUGCUUCCCUUGAUCUCGGUGAAAAUAAUUUCAACAACUACAUGGUCCCUCCUUGGCUCCGUAAUCUUACUGGCCUCCAUGAUCUUGGUCUUGGUAGAAAUAAUCUUUUUGAUCCAAUUCAUGGCCUGUUUGACCAAAUGACCUCUCUAGUUCAUCUCGAUCUAUCUGCAAACCGCUUUGACGCUUCGACGUUGAAAUCACUUUGUAACAUAAGCAGUCUUACUUAUUUGGAUCUGAGUAAUAAUAAUUUGCAAGGGUCAAUACCAAGUGAAAUCGACCAGCUUUCAAAACUAACUAACCUAUUAUUGUACUCUAGCAGCUUAAAUGGUACCAUACCGACCAAUCUUGGGCAGCUGACGAAGCUACAAGCAUUUGGGAUUAGUUACAAUUCAUUAACCGGCGUCCUAUCUGAAGACCAUUUUACGAAACUCCAAGAGCUAAAGUCACUGGACCUAACUGGAAACUUCCUGGCUCUGAACGUGAGCUCCUCGUGGGUUCCUGCUUUUCAACUCCAAGAAAUUGUGAUGCCAUCCAUUAUAGUGGGACCCAAGUUUCCAGCUUGGCUUCGGACGCAGAAGGAAGUUGAGGUGUUAGACAUGCGGAAUGCGAGCAUUUCAGAUGCCAUCCCCAACUGGUUUCGAGUGCUUUGUUAUAACAUUACGUCAUUAGAUCUCUCCAGCAACAGCCUGACAGGAAAUCCUUUGGAGUUCAAACAAUUGAAGCAUAGUCGUUAUGCUGAUCGAGAUAUAUCUCUAAGCUCCAACAAAUUGGACGGAUCUCUCAAAUCGUUUCCGUUGGAUAUUUCAGCUUUAGAUCUUUCACACAAUUUUCUUACUGGACAUAUUCCACAGCUUGAAGUUGAUCAAACUUCGGUUGUAGAGUCUCUCUCUCUGAAUGAUAACCGUUUCACAGGUACUAUCCCUGAAGACUUGUGCAAGUCGGAAAAUUUAUGUUUUCUGGAUCUAUCUAACAAUCUUCUGUCCGGAAGAGUUCCUCUGUGUCUAGUAAACUUACGAAACCUGUGGGUCCUAGACUUGGCAAAUAACAGUCUAUCCGGUCAAAUUCCGAGUUCACUGGGUAACUUGUCGGGACUUUCUUAUCUGCAUUUGAGUGGAAAUAAAUUCGUUGGGAAGCUCCCUACCUCAAUGCAGAAUAUGAGCAUGUUGCAAACUCUUGAUCUCGGUGACAAUGGAUUGAAGGAUAUUAUACCAGCUUGGAUUGGGGAAAAGUUAUCAAAUUUAAGGUUUCUAAGAUUUCAGUCAAAUAACUUCCAUGGACCUAUUUCCGAUACACUCUGCCAACUCUCACUUCUUCGAGGCUAUAUGGAGAUUACGGCUGUGGUUCACGAGAAAGCCUUCAAGACAUUAAGGGAGGAAGAGAAUUUGAGUAUUACGCAAGUAGCCUUCGGUUUGUUAAAUCCGUAA
Messenger RNA from Coffea eugenioides, 2142 nucleotides. Its product is annotated as receptor-like protein EIX2. The record is from RefSeq and is a predicted model, not a curated record. Bases 1 to 2142 code for a protein of 713 amino acids. The transcript is spliced from 3 exons. NCBI's taxonomy places the organism in Eukaryota, Viridiplantae, Streptophyta, Magnoliopsida, Gentianales, Rubiaceae. Gene Ontology annotation, molecular function: protein binding.